UCUCAUCUUUGACGUUAAAAUUUUCACGCUGUCUCUUUCUUUUCCUGCUUUGUCUGCAGUUUGGACUGCUGGGAAGUUGGCGCUCAUCGACGUUAAGUAUUCCCUUGUUUUUUUCGUUGGGAAAAAUAGUUCAGGCGUGAGGUUUUUGAGGUGGACAUCUAUUCUUCUCUUUAGGAAAACUCCAGUGACACUACAAAAAAAGAGUGUGAUAAGAGGAACGUGAGUGAGUUGAGACAACAGAGCUUCAGUAGUUUCUCUUGCUGAGUUGAUUUCACAGAAGAAAAAAAAGGAAAGAAAACUUCAGCAGAAUUUGUAAAUGGAAACAAGCGACAGAAUUAGCUCUGGAGUGACUGUGAUAGGAGCAGAAGCUCCAUCUACAUUUCAUAUAGCUCCCAGACCAUCUGAGAGCCCUAACCAGUUUCUUGGCUCAUCUCUGGCUCCCACGGAAGCUCCAAUGCCUAGUGCAGGCUCAGGGGACGCCUUUGGUAAGAAGAAGAGGGGCAGACCUCGUAAAAAUGAAGCUAAUGGAGCUCUUUUGCCCAUGCAAAUCUUUUCAUCGGCUCCUCUUGUGAAGAAACAACGAAGAGGCAAGCUUAAUGGUUUGGAUAUGAAGAUGCAUAAUAAGCGGAUGGGAUUCCAUACUUGUGGUGAAAGGCUUGGGGGUGUUGGAUCAAAUUUUACGCCACAUAUAAUCACAGUGAAAGCUGGUGAGGAUAUUACGAUGAGGGUCAUCUCGUUUUCACAACAAAGACCAAGAGCUAUUUGUAUUUUAUCAGCAAAUGGAGUUAUUUCAAGCGUCACUCUUCGCCGCCCCGAUUCCUGCGGUGGUACUCUCACAUACGAGGGUCGGUUUGAGAUACUGUCGCUGUCUGGUACUUUUGUGGAAACAGAGAAUCAAGGUUCAAGAGGCCAAUCUGGUGGCAUGAGCGUCUCUUUGGCGGGUCCUGAUGGACGUGUUGUUGGUGGUGGCGUGGCUGGCUUGCUCAUUGCAGCCACUCCUAUUCAGGUUGUUGUUGGCAGUUUUGUAACGAGUGAUCAGCAAGAACAUCAGAAACCACCAAGGAAGCAACGAGUCGAACAUACCACCUCAGCAACAACGGUCAUGUCAUUGCCUCCGCCCCCUCCUCCUCCUGCUUCGUCAAACCCAGAGAGGGAGCAGCCACUGCCAUCAUCAUUCGGCAUUUCCAGCUGGACCAACGGACAGGACUACUCGAGAAGCUCAGACACUGACAUCAACGUAUCUUUACCGGCCCGUCCGUACAAUCUUUAGAAGGGAUUGUUGAAGCUGAAUGUUACUACUGUACGCUUUUCUUGUACUCCAAGUUAAUCAUCUGUCCUUUAGUAAACGACCUGAGCUUCUUCUACUUAUUGUAACUUUCGCAGUCGGCUUAAGUUGUUCUUUUAGUACUCCAACUGCCAGUUUCCGUUGGAUGAAUAUGUGUGACACUCUUUAUCCAUACAUAUAUGUUCUGAUGAUGAAUAUGCUUACAUUACUUUUAUUGGUGAGGACAAAACAUAUUCAUAUGAUGUAUUAUAGCACCACAUU
Molecule: messenger RNA, 1546 nt
Organism: Raphanus sativus (radish)
Lineage: Eukaryota; Viridiplantae; Streptophyta; Magnoliopsida; Brassicales; Brassicaceae
Product: AT-hook motif nuclear-localized protein 7
Exons: 7
Coding region: 317-1270 (317 amino acids)
Molecular function (GO): minor groove of adenine-thymine-rich DNA binding
Source: RefSeq, a predicted model, not a curated record